CCGGUGCCGCGCCUGCGCAGUGUGGUGUGGGUGCGUGAUGGCGGCGCCCGAGUGGCCGGAGGUCGGGCUGGCGCUGGCGGAGGGGAGGCGGGAGCUGGUGGUGCGGGGCCCGCGGCCCGAGGGUGACGAGCUCGACCCGCGGCUGUACGGGCUGGCGCCGCUGCUGCAGCACCUGGAGCUGAGCGGCGUGGCUGGGCUGCGGGGGCUGGAGGGCAGCGGCGGGCUGGGCCGCAUGCGGGCGUUGCGGAGCCUGGUGCUGAGCGGCGACGGCCUGCGGACUCUGCCGCCGGAGCUGGGGCAGCUCAGCGAGCUGCGGCUGCUCGACGUGUCGGACAACCGCCUGUCCGCCCUGCCCGCCUCCCUCGGCCGCCUGACGCAGCUCAGCAGCCUGAAGGCGAGCGGCAACCAGCUGGAGGCCCUGCCGUCCGAGCUGGCCAACUGCUCCCGCCUCGCCCUCCUCCACCUCUCCGACAACCUGCUGCCGGAGCUCCCUGCCGCCCUGCUCGCCUCCGGACUCAUGCUCCUCAGCACCCUCAGCGCCGCCCGCAACCGCAUCGAGCGCCUCGGCGACGGCAUCUCCGAGCUGCGGGGCCUACGGACUCUGGAUCUAUCGGACAACUUCCUCUCAGAGAUUCCCUGCGAGCUGGCUGACUGUCCCAAGCUGAAAGAAAUCAACUUGAAAGGAAAUAAGUUCAAAGAUAAACGACUGGAGAAAAUGGUAAAUGGUUGCCAGACUAAAUCGAUCUUGGACUAUCUGAAGGCAGGAGGUCGCGGGAAGGGGAGAGGGAAAACAGAGGGAAGUGAGAAAAAUGAGAGCAAGGAGAAAGCGAGGAAGAAAGCUAUGAAGAGAGAUGAUGCUGAUGAAUCAGAUGAGGAGGACCUGAACAAGCUUGUGUUACGAGUGCUGCGUUUUUCAGAAAGUCCUUGCACAGUUCAAGUGAAAGUCACUCCCAAUGUCAAGGAUGUGAGACCCUACAUAGUGUGUUGUAUCAUAGAAGGAAUGCAACUGAGACCAGGAAAUGCUUUGAAAAGAUUCCUCGUGGCUCAGACCAAAUUGCAUGAUGACAUCUGUCUUAAGAGAACAUUGGCGACUAUUGCUACUCAUGAUCUGCAGCUGGUGAAAGGACCGCUAUUGUAUGAUGCCAGGCCCUCCCAAUCCUUGAAGAUUACCCCACUUGGAAGGAAGGAGGUGAAGGCGCUUGAUCUGGUGCGACAGUUACAGAUGGAAGCCGAUGAGCAACGGAAGCAGAAAAAGCGGCAAAAUGUGUCUGGGCUGCACAAAUAUCUCCAGUUACUCAAUGGGAAAGAGAAUUUUCCCUGUUUGGUCGAUGCGGAAGAUUGUGUCAUUUCUUUCCCGCCAAUCACAAACAGUGAAAAAACUAAGAUUAAAAAAACCACAAGUCAGCUGUUCGUGGAAGUGACCAGUUCUGCCAAUCUGCAGGCUUGCAAAGAAGUGAUGGACAGCUUGAUUAUGCGAAUGGCCGAAUUGAACAAGUUCACAGUCGAAAAUCAAGAACAGGAGAUUGUAUCCGGUGACGAGGCUGAAGAGGCGAGCGAAGUAACUGUAGUUCCAGACCCUGCGGUCGAUCAGACCGUGACUCAGGCAGCCACAUCUGAACUGAUCGUGAAGCAAGUGCGGGUUGUUGAUGUGGAUGGGAACUUGAAGGUGGUUUACCCAGCCAAGACUGACCUGAACCUGAAUGUCGAUUGUGUGACCAUUAUCCGAUAGCCCCACACAAAACCUCUCGGAAGAGGCGUUAAACAACUCCUCAUCUGGCGUCCCAAGUGGACUAAAUAUCCCCCGGGAAUUGUUUCAAAAAGCAGCGAGGAGUUUUUCCCGGUGACCUGACCAAUAUUUGACCCUCAGUUAACAUUUCUGAAAAGACUGAUCAUUUGCUCAUUAUGUUGUUGGUGUUUGGCUUGCUAUGAGAAAUUAUUCAUGGUGCUUCAUCCAUUGCAACUGUGUCCACACAAAAAAGGUAUCUACUUGGCGGUGGAGAGCUUUGUAGUGAAAGGGGCAAAGUGUUUUUUUUCCUUUGCCCCUUUUGUGGCAAAAAAGUAAAUAUUGCCCUUUCCAUUGAAGCCCAAGUCUGGUAUUGAAUCAAAGAAACCAUCUUUGAAAAUUUAAAGAGAAGCUUGCACUUUUUUUUGUUUUCCCUAUUUGUGCUUCAGCACCUGUUUUUUCUUUCCUGAAGGUGCAGCGAUUGGCUGGAAUAUAAUUCCAGAAGCUGAUGGUACAUUGCCCGAGUGUCCAGUGUUCAUCCAGGACUGUAAUGCAACUGAAUGAGAGUUGAGCAAACUAUCCUGCAGCAGGACCCUCUCCUCUCUCUAGAAGAUGCACGUGAGCUGAGGUGCAUGUUAGGAUAGAGGGGCCUGCAGUCUAUAUCACAGCAUGCAUUUGUACCCUGUAGGGGUAAGGAAGGAAGGAGGGAGGGAGGGAAUAGAAAUGAAACCAUUAAUACAAUGUCUCAAAACAGUUACUUAUCCAGAAAAUAUUCUGUGAGCAGUGAUUAAGUGCAGUAUUUUGAACAAAAAAUUAUAUUCCAAUUUAGCCUGCCGUUUGUGAAUUUAAAAAAAAACUUCACUCCUUUAGUUCAUUGCAGGGAUUUGGAACAGCAAGCAAUCUGAGUUCAACAGCAUCUGUGAAGGUAAAUGGACAGAACGCUUUGGUCAGGCCUUUAUCUGGACCUGACCUUGGGUGUCGACUGUCAAUUUCCCCCCGCACAGAUAUUGUUUGAUCUGCUGAGUUCUCCAACAGAUUGGUUCCUCCAGAGUCCAAUAUCUGAAGUCUCUUGCAUCUCCAUUGCAGGGACUUGUCGCAAAUGGUGCUUUGCAAAUUGCCUUUCGGCUGAGCUGUGCCAAUAGUCUUGCACUCUUGUAUUUGAGGAUGUCAGGUGUAGACUAUGAAGAAGCAGGUUCACAGAGGACAAGUGGUCCAUGGGAGGGCAAAGCUACGUGUGUAGAGAUGCCUGUGUAAAAAUGAAUCAAUUUUGGUGGAUGUUAUGAGAUGGCAUUAAGUAACAUCUGAAAUAAAACUAGCCUCAUUGGUAAAUUA
Messenger RNA from Leucoraja erinaceus (little skate), 3055 nucleotides. RefSeq names its product leucine rich repeat containing 47 (gene lrrc47). The transcript is spliced from 7 exons. NCBI's taxonomy places the organism in Eukaryota, Metazoa, Chordata, Chondrichthyes, Rajiformes, Rajidae. The record is from RefSeq and is a predicted model, not a curated record. Gene Ontology annotation, molecular function: protein binding; RNA binding; phenylalanine-tRNA ligase activity. Bases 38 to 1729 code for a protein of 563 amino acids. Gene Ontology annotation, biological process: phenylalanyl-tRNA aminoacylation.